AGGUGAUGUCAUGGUGAGAGCGAGCAGUGGUGCUGAUGUGGAGAGAAGCCCAGGGUACCACUAAUUGAGGGAGUGGGGAAGGAAGCAGCUCGCCCGAACGGGAUUGCAGAUUUGUGACAGCACCUGAGCUGGUGACAGAUCUACUCUGUGACUUUCAGCCAGAUUCAGCCCUCACAUUCCAGAAAACAUGACUCUUGCUGCCUACAAAGAGAAGAUGAAGGAGCUCCCACUUGUGUCCUUGUUCUGCUCCUGUUUUCUGGCUGAUCCUCUGAAUAAAUCAUCCUAUAAAUAUGAAGGCUGGUGUGGGAGACAGUGUAGGAGGAAAGAUCAAAGCCAGCGGAAAGACAGUGCUGACUGGAGAGAAAGAAGAGAGCAGGCAGACACAGUGGACCUGAACUGGUGUGUAAUUUCUGACAUGGAAGUCAUUGAGCUGAACAAAUGUACCUCGGGCCAAUCCUUUGAAGUCAUCUUGAAGCCACCUUCCUUUGAUGGGGUUCCUGAGUUCAAUGCCUCCCUACCCAGGCGGCGAGACCCAUCACUGGAAGAGAUCCAGAAGAAACUAGAAGCAGCUGAGGAACGAAGGAAGUACCAAGAAGCGGAGCUCCUGAAACACCUAGCAGAGAAACGAGAACAUGAGCGGGAGGUGAUCCAAAAAGCCAUUGAGGAAAACAACAAUUUCAUCAAGAUGGCUAAGGAAAAACUGGCCCAGAAGAUGGAAUCCAAUAAGGAGAACCGGGAGGCCCAUCUUGCCGCCAUGUUGGAACGGCUGCAAGAGAAGGAGCCGCCUGCUGCGCGGUGACUCCAGGGACCCGAUCGGUGGCCUCGUCCCAUGGACAAGCACGCAGAGGAGGUGCGGAAAAACAAGGAGCUGAAGGAAGAGGCCUCCAGGUAAAGCCCAGAGGCCAAAGAAGUUUCCAGAACAGCCGGACAGCUCCAGCAGCUCCGCAGUUCCCGAGGCAGCCUCGUCCGCCGCGGGCUGCUCUCCCAGCACUGGGGUUUGGGGGGAGGGGGGUGGCCAGGGGUGUUUCCUCUGCUUUCGGUGUUUGUACCUGUAAAGAAUUGACCAGUGAAGCCAUCCUAUUUGUUUCCGGGGAACAAUGAUGGGGUGGGAGAGGGGAGAGAAGGAGAGAAUUUGGAAAGGAAGAUGGAGAAGAACUCACGGACAUUGCAACCCUGCCCACCGCAGACUCAGGUCAAGUCGUAGGCUUUUCUUCGUGGUGAAUGUCCAGGCACCAUGUUGAGGGAGGCUGCAAACGGGGCGGAGUCCGGGGUGGGGCAGCGGCCACGGGGGCCCGGCAGGCCGGAGACGCCCAGGGAGAGGGUUGGGGGGCCCGGACGUGUUGCUUCCGCCCUGCAAAAGGUGGGAUGAGGUCUGUGUGUGUGUGUAUUAACCAUCAUCUUUUGAUCAUCAUGACCAAUGAAAUAUUUACUCCA
Molecule: messenger RNA, 1434 nt
Organism: Suricata suricatta (meerkat)
Lineage: Eukaryota; Metazoa; Chordata; Mammalia; Carnivora; Herpestidae
Gene: STMN4
Product: stathmin 4
Exons: 8
Coding region: 188-799 (203 amino acids)
Biological process (GO): neuron projection development; microtubule depolymerization; regulation of microtubule polymerization or depolymerization
Cellular component (GO): neuron projection; cytoplasm
Molecular function (GO): tubulin binding
Source: RefSeq, a predicted model, not a curated record